Molecule: messenger RNA, 768 nt
Organism: Brassica napus (rape)
Lineage: Eukaryota; Viridiplantae; Streptophyta; Magnoliopsida; Brassicales; Brassicaceae
Product: secreted RxLR effector protein 161-like
Exons: 1
Coding region: 1-768 (255 amino acids)
Source: RefSeq, a predicted model, not a curated record
AUGUCAAAGUCAAAAUCAGUCUAUACACCAUUGGCGAAGCACUUCAAACUUUCAGCAGAGCAAACUCCAAAGUCUGCUGAAGAGCUCAAGGAUAUGGCAGAGGUUCCUUAUGCUAGUGCAGUUGGUUGUUUGAUGUAUGCAAUGGUGUGUUCAAGGCCGGAUCUAGCACAAGCAGUUAAUCAAGUCAGUAAGUACACGUCGAAUCCUGGAAGAAAACAUUGGGAGACUGUGAAGUGGAUUCUAAGGUAUUUGCGAGGGACAAGUGACUAUGGGCUUAUGUUUGGAGGAGAAGUGCAGGAUUCAGUUAUUGGGUUCGUGGAUUCAUAUUAUGGUGGAGAACUUGAUAAUAGCAGGUCGACUACAGGGUAUGUAUUUACUCUUGCAGGAGCACCUAUAUGCUGGAGAUCGGUACAACAACCUAUUGUAGCGAUGUCAACCACUGAAGCUGAAUACAUGACACUUGGGGAAGCAGCUAAGGAAGUAGUAUGGGUACAAGGUCUUGUAUCCAAAUUGGGUGUUGAUCAAGAAGGUGUUCAACUACACUAUGAUAGUCAAAGUGCAUUAUGUUUGGCUAAAAAUCAAGUGUAUCAUGGGAGGACGAAGCACAUUCGUAUAAGGUUUCACAAGAUAAGGGAGUUGGCAACUUCUGGAGAAGUCUUAUUGGAAAAGGUGCAUACAUCAGAGAAUCAUGCUGACAUGUUGACCAAGCAUGUUACAACGAAGAAGUUCAAGCAUUGCAUGGAUCUGCUCCGUGUUUGCCAAUGCUGA